UCAGCGUAUGUACACAGUCUAGCUUCGUCGAUGUGAGCAGGUGGUUUCUGGAAGGAUGCGCUUAAAGCCUGUUUCAGCUCUUUAGGUGCACGUCUAGACGUAGGCAAGCAAGCUGAUCAAGCGAUGACGAAGGGAGCAACGACGUUAUUUGUCCUUGUCGGUUUUUUCCUUGCCGAGGCAUAUCCUGAGGAGGAAGACGCAUUCGCAACACGCCGGAUGGCGAAGUUCGAAGACCUGACGGUCAGGGGGCGAGUUCCGCCGCCUCAGAUGCAGGCUGGGAGGUCUUGGGUCCCAGCAGCCUCUUCAGCCAGUUGGCCGAGCUGGAGAUGGAGAUCAGAGUUCGAGCUGCGCAGCAGGUUCUUCCAGCUACGACGAAGGAAGAUGCGUCGGUGUCCUUCUAGGCUAAUCGUGUGCUGCCAGGGCAGGUGCGUCUGCGAGUCAACGCCCAAUCCAUGGAUCCGAAACAUACGGGAAGAGGCGCUACCCCGUCACACUAGACUCAGGACGCCCGACUACCCACCCGACUGGAAUCGCUGCUUGCUCUCGUGCUGGAACGACUGCCUUCUGGCCAUCUGCAUGGAGAGAAUUCGCCACAGCAACUGCAAGCGAACGUGCAAAGUCCAAUGCAGCAAGGAGUGCAGCAGAAAACACCAACAGAUCUUCUAUCGCAUGUGGUCUCAUGUAUCGACGGCUCGGCCCUUUGUGCCGUUGCUAGUGAGGUAACGGCAAACGGAGGAAAGGCCAGGAACUGCACGGUGCCUGAAACACAAAGAGCUUGAUUAGCCUGUUUAUUCUCCCAGGGCUUCCAAAUUUUGUCUACCUUAUUUCGUUUAUUUUUUCUUUACUUUCACAGAAUUAUCUCUCAGCGUCCUCGCAUAAUUUUAUCCACGUAGGCUGUCUCGCAUUUUUAGGCAGAGCUAUGCUGCAGUUAAUUGGCCGGCAUAUGCAGCCGCCAUAAGAUUCGUUUAGAAAAAUAGCUGUUCUCUCUCUGUACCAUGGGACAUUCCUAAGUAUUCACAGCAACUUGAAAACCCGAUUGAAUGGAGAGGCUGAAAAUUUCCUUGCACAAACAUUUUUUUGCUGCAUAUAUGGCAGAAGUUUUAAAAAUUAAAUUUCUAAGUAUUUUUCUUCAGCAUUUGAUCGAUAUUAAUCGGGAAAAUAUACAGUGUCCCAUUUUUC
Messenger RNA from Dermacentor albipictus, 1179 nucleotides. RefSeq lists its product as uncharacterized. The record is from RefSeq and is a predicted model, not a curated record. NCBI's taxonomy places the organism in Eukaryota, Metazoa, Arthropoda, Arachnida, Ixodida, Ixodidae.